CAUACACACUUAGAUCAAGAGAGAGAUAUUUUUCACUAAACAAAUUAAAUAUAUUUAUUCAUUCAAAUUGAUAAAAUUCUUCGAUUCAUUCCAAUUAAAUGGAUUUUUACUCUUCUGCUGAUUUAUUUGAUAUUUCAUGGGAAGAAAUGUUUUUCUUCAACAACAUUGACUCUGAUUCUUCAUCCUCUAGUGGUGAAAUGGAUUUACAAGAACCUAGAUACAAUAUUACAUACAAUGGGAACGUCAAAGAAGAAAAUCCACCACCACCACCACCACCACCAUUGGUGUCACUUGCUCCAAAAACCCUAAAUCCACAACCAACAUCAUUUAAACGAGAAAAGAGACUCUAUAGAGGAGUGAGGACACGACCAUGGGGAAAAUAUGCGGCAGAGAUAAGGGACACAACAAGAAAUGGUGUUCGAGUAUGGAUCGGAACAUUUGACACGCCUGAAGCAGCUGCUUUAGCUUAUGAUCAAGCAGCUUUUUUAACACGAGGAUGUAGGGCAAUCCUUAAUUUCUCCGAACAUGUUGUGAAGGAGUCUCUUCAAAACAUGAAUUUGAAGACAUUGUUAAAUCGCGAUAGCUCGCCCUUAUUGGAACUUAAAAGGAUGCAUGUCUUGAGAACAAGAUCUAAGACUUGCACUAAAAAGGCUAAAAGGGAUUCCAAGAAUGGAGUGUUGAAAAAUGCUCAAAAUGUGUUGGUGUUGGAAGAUAUGGGUUCUGAAUAUCUAGAGCAACUUUUGAUGAGUUCUAUUUGAACCAAACAAUACUUUAUUUGUUAAUUUAAUUUGAGCUCAUUCAUUUAGCUUGAUUUUAUUCUUUAAGUUGUUUCCUAAAACAAUUCAUUCAUUUUAUUCGACCAAAGUUGUAUAAACAU
Molecule: messenger RNA, 877 nt
Organism: Trifolium pratense (red clover)
Lineage: Eukaryota; Viridiplantae; Streptophyta; Magnoliopsida; Fabales; Fabaceae
Product: ethylene-response factor C3-like
Exons: 1
Coding region: 99-758 (219 amino acids)
Biological process (GO): ethylene-activated signaling pathway; regulation of DNA-templated transcription
Molecular function (GO): DNA binding; DNA-binding transcription factor activity
Source: RefSeq, a predicted model, not a curated record